CCGGGAGCAGGAAAAUAAACAAAACAACCAAAACAGAUCUGUGGGGCGCGAGUGGGUGGCUUAAGGAUCCUUCCUUCCUGGGUGACAGUAGCACGUCCACCUCGUACGCCGUUAUCGUGUCAGAGGCAGACGCUCGCCAUGUCGAAUAUGGACAAACACUUGUUCAAUCUCAAGUUCGCUGCCAAGGAGCUGCAGCGCAACUCCAAGAGAUGUGACAAAGAGGAAAAGGCAGAGAAAGCCAAAGUGAAAAAGGCUAUUCAGAAGGGUAACGCGGAGGUAGCGAGGAUUCACGCAGAGAAUGCCAUCCGUCAAAAGAAUCAAUCCAUUAACUUCUUGAGGAUGAGUGCCCGUGUGGAUGCUGUGGCUGCCAGGGUCCAGACUGCUGUCACUAUGAACCAGGUCACCAAAUCCAUGGCUGGAGUGGUCAAGUCUAUGGAUGCUACGCUGAAAAAUAUGAACUUGGAGAAGAUUUCUGCAUUAAUGGACAAGUUUGAGCACCAAUUUGAAACACUGGAUGUGCAGACAGCGCAGAUGGAGGACACUAUGGGAAACACCACCACUCUGACCACACCACAGAAUGAGGUGGACACGCUGAUGCACGAGAUGGCAGAUGAGGCUGGGUUGGAUCUUAACAUGGAGCUACCUCAAAGCCAGACUGGCUCACUGGCUACCACUGUGGCAUCAUCAGAGCAGGAUGAACUUUCUCAGAGACUGGCUAGACUGCGGGACCAAGUGUAGAGGUGGAAAUGAUGUAGAGAAGGAAGAGGAGGGGGAGGAAGAGUUCGAGGAAGACGCGGAGAGUUAAGAGAGUUAACGAAAAAGAGGAGAAUUAACAAUACAGGUGCCAUGUGCAUGCAAGGUAAAACUCGGUAUCCACCUCCCCAUGUUUUGGCUUGGCACUUAUGAGAAGAGGUGCUCUCUUGAACUACAGGUUAUGACUGUUUCAUGGACAGAAACUACGAAUAAUGUCACCGCAUCCCAAAGCUAGGGAUAACCUCACCCAAGUUUACAGUCCUCAGUCCCCUUAUUGUCGUGUUGGUUUGCAUUCUUAAAGGCAAUUUCGCUGCUUAUAAUAUGCACCUCCAGCAAGUGCUGGCGGUCUAUCUAGUCUUUUGAGAAUAUUACUACUUCGGUACAGUUAAAUUUGACAAAGAAAUUGCCCAGAGAAUAGCUCUGCCUAGUGAGCUAUUAUUCUGCAUUGCCUAUAUAUAUACCAGUAUGCAUUGCGCAAGAGUUUUUCACUGCCCUUCUUUCUGCACUGGCGUCUGCAACAGAAUCCAACAAAAACUGUCUACAGUGAAACUCAUUGCAGCACAGUGACUCUAAUUCUGUUGGCAGUGCUGGACAGUUUGAACACAAAACACCAGUCAGUUCUGGGUCUUUGUUGUCCAGGCUAGCUGUGGGUAACCUCUGCCUCUGUCAGAUUUCUUGUGUGCUGUAUCCUGGCUGAAUACAAGUAAGGUUGAAUGUUGGACUCAGCCAAAACAUUAUAAAACACUAAAUCGUCCAUUAUUUCCUCCCUCCGUGUUGACAGAUUGAGAGGUAAUUCUUGCGUUCUGAUAUGCUUCAGGUAUGAUAGCUGUGUAACAUUGAUAUGGUAUAUAUGAAAACAGUCUGCACUCAUUAAUUCUACCUUAAACAGUCUUUAAUUUGCAUAGCAACAGCCACAAGGCAUACGUGUCAGCAUCCACAGCAUUUCCACAUCAUAAUGGGCGUGACCCAUAGCAAUAGACAACCAGGUUCCCCGAUUAUCUCACAACUGAUGAUACAGUCAAGUUACACAUGUACAAAGUCCCCCAAAUACAAAAUGAUUAAAAUCAAUUGCACAUAUAGCCAUUAUCAUCAGACCAUUGGAAAUAAAGAAAAACCAGAACAGGACUGACUGGUUAAUCAACCCUCGAAAUACUAAAUUUAUCAUGUCUGAAAAGGCUUCUCAUUUAAAAUGUUUACAACCAGAUUGGAUAAACACAUACCAGUUAUGUUUACAGAUAUAAAGUACAAAAUUAUUUAUAGAAAUUUAUAUAUGAAAAUAUUUUAAAAGAACCAAGAUGAUAUUGGCUCUUCAUUCAAACUUUUUGGAUACUCGGUUUAUAGAUAGUAUAUCCAAUAAACAGGCGGCACAGUGGUACAGUGGUUAGUGCGGUCACCUCACAGCAAGAAGGUCCUGGGUUCGAGCCCUGGGGUAGUCUCACGCUGGGGGUCGUCCUGUGCGUGAAGUUUGCAUGUUCUCCCCAUGUCUGCGUGGGUUUCCUCCCACAGUCCAAAGACAUGUAGGUCAGGUGAAUUGGCCGUACUAAAUUGUCCCUAGGUGUGAAUAUGUGCCGGCCCUGUGAUGGCCUGGCGGCCUGUCCAGGGUGUCUCCCCGCUAGCCGCCCAGUGACUGCUGGGCUAGGCUCCAGCAUCCCUGUGACCCUGAGUAAGGAUAAACGAUUUGGAUAAUGAAUGAAUAUCCAAUAAACUUCUGUUUGGAGAAGCUGGCUAUGGGAUGCUAUGAUCUCUGUUACUGAUGUUACUCUUGUGUUUAGAAGUCACUAUAUAUAUAUAUAUAUAUAUAUAUUAAAAUGGAAGACAGGGAAGUUGCCCCCUGCACUCCCUGGGAAUGGAGAUUAGAAAACGAACAUCUCAGCCAAACUGCCUUGUAGUUCUUCUGCUCUACAUUGAUGUCAUCCACUGAUGUCAGUGGAUGGUGGGAAUGAGCCGGUUCGGUACAGCGAUGCAGACAACAUUGACAACUAUUAUGUAAGUAAUGGAGAUUCCACCCCUACAAAUAACAUGGAAAUGAGGUUGAAAAUCGGUGAAAGUUCCCUUGUAACUUUCAUUACUAGCAUUGUAUUUGAAAUUCAGAGGCCAAGCCAGCAAAAGGACGAAACCAAACUGGUCACUUUCUUCUCAUCAUGACCGGAGUUAUCCCACAGACGGUCACAGAAUAUAAUGGAAUCACAGCGUAUCUGAAAUCUGUAUGGCAUCUGGUAAAAAUAUGUGGAAAAAAAAUCAUUGUAAAAUGUGAAAUAUGGCAAACAUAUUUCAACAUAUAUUAAUAAUUGUGCAUUUUCUUAUUAACAACAAUGAUGGGGAAACGAAUAUUGUGAUCAAUACACUAUGAACAACUGUAUAAGUUAUUUAGAUAAGCAUUCUCAUGUUCUGUUGCUGAGAACCAACGUUUCUGAUGUGUCUCACCUGCAUGCCUGACCGUGUGGGUCAUUUGUAGUACCAUUGUUGGCUCGGGAUGAUUUUGGUGUUGUCGCCAUGUCUGUCCCUGUUUUGGUUCUUGAGCAUGCUACUGCACUGAAACUUAUCAUGUUAGCUUAUUUAUUACAGAUAAAGGGCUCAUUAUAAAUGUUCGCCCUUUUGUAUAUUUUUUGGAAAGAACAGGGAUAAAAGAGGAGUUCGCUUCUCUUCUUUAUCAUUUUUUUUUCUAAGUGGAUGGGAUUUUGUUGCUGUAGUGGUCCUUUGCUGCUGAAGGAAUUUCUACUAAACACUAUUAUAUUUAUUUAUCCCAAACACUAUCAUCAAGAAACUAACUUCUAUUUAGGCUACACUCAGGAGGAAGACUGUUUGCUUACAUGUGAAGACUGUAAGUCAUUAAAAGAGGUCUUAACAUGU
This is a messenger RNA of Lampris incognitus (smalleye Pacific opah), 3603 nucleotides long. Its product is annotated as charged multivesicular body protein 1b-like. The record is from RefSeq and is a predicted model, not a curated record. Gene Ontology annotation, biological process: endosome transport via multivesicular body sorting pathway; late endosome to vacuole transport; protein transport. The transcript has 8 exons. The coding region runs from base 139 to 738 and encodes 199 amino acids. Gene Ontology annotation, cellular component: ESCRT III complex; multivesicular body. NCBI's taxonomy places the organism in Eukaryota, Metazoa, Chordata, Actinopteri, Lampriformes, Lampridae.